AUGAAGAAAGCCCAGGACAGACAAAAGUCUUACGCUGACGUCCGACGGACCGACUUACAAUUUCAAGCCGGCGAUAAGGGUUUUCUCAAGGUACCCCCGUCGAAAGGGAUAACGCGUUUUGGUGUUAAAGGAAAGUUGAAACCGCAUUUUAUCGGACCUUAUGAAAUUCUUGAAGAAGUAGGACCCGUAGCCUAUCAAUUGGCGCUACCGCCAAGCCUUGGGAACGUGCACAACGUCUUUUCAUGUGUCGCAAUUGCGGAAAUACUUGUUCGACCCGAAGCACGUGAUUCACUACGAGGAAGUUGCCAUGAAUCCGGAUUUGAGUUACGAGGAGCAACCCAGAUGAUCUUGGACCGUAAGGUUCAAUUCUUGAGGAACAAAUCUAUUGCCAGCGUAAAAGUACUUUGGAGAAACCACGAAUUCGAGGAAGCCACGUGGGAGCUCGAGGAUAAAAUGAUGGAACUGUACCCGGAACUCUUUCCAUGA
This is a messenger RNA of Salvia hispanica, 486 nucleotides long. NCBI's taxonomy places the organism in Eukaryota, Viridiplantae, Streptophyta, Magnoliopsida, Lamiales, Lamiaceae. The record is from RefSeq and is a predicted model, not a curated record.